Molecule: messenger RNA, 630 nt
Organism: Aspergillus oryzae RIB40
Lineage: Eukaryota; Fungi; Ascomycota; Eurotiomycetes; Eurotiales; Aspergillaceae
Exons: 3
Coding region: 1-630 (209 amino acids)
Source: RefSeq, a predicted model, not a curated record
AUGACUCCUGGGAGCUGGGAGAAAAUAUCGAAUGCACUUAUACAACUACAGAGACGUCUGAAAAAGGAGCUGAAGGCUGAGAUUAAGAAAGAGAUUAGCCAAGAAAAGACGUCCGUUGUCGGUGGAAGCAGCAUUUUGACCAACCAUGACCCUAGCGGUGCGCGAAGGAAGGCCGACAUUGAGCGGGUGAGGAUAAAGGCUGAGCAGAACCGAGUUGCUGAGGCUUUCAAAAGGUUAGAAAAGGAAGAAGGAGCAUCGGCACAUCAGGCUUCAAGCUCGGAUGUUCAGCCAAACGCUAGCAGUACUCAACAUGGCCAUGCUGAAUAUCUCGCUGAAUGCGAUAUUUGCUCCCGAGAAACAUCGCGAAAUUGCAGUUUAUGCCAGAGGGACUUCUACUGCAGCCAAUCGUGCGAGGACAAGCGCUCCGGAAGGCAUCUCUUCACCUGUGCGAAACGCCCCUUAACAUCCGCGGAUGUCCUAUAUAGAAGCAUUGGAGAAGACCGGAUGCCUGAAGAAGAGGAUGUUUGCGCAGGCUUCGGCUUCAAUUACUUCGAGUCAUUUGCAGACAAGAAGAAGUUUUUUACCAGGUACCUGAGCGAUACCGGGGUGGAUAUUUCCCAUGGUUUCUAG